This is a messenger RNA of Aspergillus ibericus CBS 121593, 962 nucleotides long. RefSeq lists its product as uncharacterized. The coding region runs from base 10 to 960 and encodes 316 amino acids. The transcript has 2 exons. The record is from RefSeq and is a predicted model, not a curated record. Lineage: Eukaryota; Fungi; Ascomycota; Eurotiomycetes; Eurotiales; Aspergillaceae.
UUGAAGCAAAUGAACUGCAGAUUGAAGCAGCAUAAUCAUGAGCUCAAAUCGGAGCUCUCGCAUCGUCAGAAGAAUAUCCUUGGGGGCUUGCCAAUGGAUGAUUCAAGCGACGCUAGUAUUCAGGGUUCGUUUGUUCAACUUCGGGACAAUCUCUCCAAUUGGGUCGAGCACCUCCCUUAUAUUAGUGAUGGGUUUCGGGACGACUUUCCAGAGGCCUUGGUUGGACUUUUUGGUCAUAUCUAUGACUAUGGGACACCUGAGUCUUAUCCGGAGGAACCUGUUGGCGCAGAGUCGGAGCUCCUGACACAGAUCAUUUUCAGGUAUAUCUGGGAUAAGCUGUUCGAUGUUCUUAUUCCUGGAUCAUCCAGUGACAAUGCCCUUCUAUCUGAGCCUCGAAACAAGAUGCGGCUGUUAACUCCAACAAAAGAUAUCGAGAGCAUCAACGGUUGGAGAUCAGAUACAUUGAGGGCCUAUGCAUCUCUUAAACGUCAUGAGUCGAGUGUCGACAGUCAGUGCAUCAAGAUGGCAUUGGACCUGCAGAACUUCCUUGGGCAUUUCAAAUUCGAGCAGCUUGUCAACUGGGACAGUGAAAUCAACCGGCUGAUGAAGAAAAUAUUAACUCCGGCUGCGACACUGGCAACCAACUUGAGCUGCUCCCUGAACCAAUACAGGUGGGUAUGGUAUGAAAACGAAAGAGACUUUGCACAAGGAGCCGUGCGUAAGGGUCACCUGGAGAUGUUCACGGUUCUGGAUGUCCGCACUCACAACAAAGUUUCCAUAAGAAAGCUUCAGUUUCUGUCUUCAGGGGCACCCACAGGGGAGUUUCUUGGGGUUAUUUACCCGGCCUUGUUUCGGUGUGGGGAUGACGGACGCGAUGAGAUUUUGAUAGAGAAAGGGGCUAUCUUAAUGCGUUCGAAGGAUGAUCUCCAGGGAGAAAAGAUGGCGGAAGUUGAAGUGUAAGC